Messenger RNA from Chilo suppressalis (striped riceborer), 3866 nucleotides. NCBI's taxonomy places the organism in Eukaryota, Metazoa, Arthropoda, Insecta, Lepidoptera, Crambidae. The record is from the annotation of a GenBank genome assembly.
GGGUGCUCUGUGAUUUUAGUACAUUUAUUUACAGUCCGUGGCAACCUAAGCAGCCGCUCUCAACAGUCCAAGCGGCGCGAAGCGAAGCGAAAAAUGUCGGCCAUUCCGGACUUUUAGUUAGAAAUGCCAUUUUCUCGCUAAAUAAUGAAGCUAGGACCAAACAAAAAAUACUACCGUAAAGCUGAUUAAAUAAAGAAUCUACUACAGAACACUUGGAUCUCUGUAACUCGAAAAACGAUUAAAUAGAGCGGGUUGAACCCAACAAAAAGUCAAUUUUUCAUAAACUUUUAAAAUUAAACGCCUAUUUCCUAAUGUUAGUUACGAAAAUGUCAAAAUUAGUUGUUCUCAAAAUGCAGGAAAUUUAACUACCUUUCUAAUGGUAUCAAUAACUUUUUUUAAUUCAGUCUGUAUCCUUUUCAGUAAAGCAAAAUCUAACAUCCUGUCGACUUCUCAUCCACCACGGCUUCGGCCAUUUCGGGCGACGGAAAUAUUCACAAGAUGGCCGCCGUUCCUAAGGCUCAAUACGGACUUUCAUGCGUAGUAGUCGAAAUGGUUAAUUUUAAAUAAAAUUUUUGUUUUCAAUUUUAUAGAUCUUUUAUUUUACAUUACUAAUAAUAAUCUCAUUAUAAUAAAAUUAAAAUAAAACAUUAUACAAAUUUCACACUGCCCACUAUAUUAUUAAUGCGAAAGUUUGUAUGUUUGUUAUUCAAAUAUAUAGACAACAUAUAUAUAACCUACCAUGGAACCAUCUCUUGAGCUCUGGGCUGUUAAUAAAGCGACACACACACACACAUAUAUAUAUGUGUCGACAUAUCGCUGGCCCCGGGCAAUAUAGCGGUAAACGCCGGUUACUCCCUUUUUAAUGUUAUUUGAUUUUUGGCUUCUCUGAAUAUCAAUCUAUCACUCUUAUUUUUUUCAAUUUUUUAAAAUUAAUAUUUCUUUAGAAUAAAUGACAAUAACAGCUUUAUUGCAUGGAAAAUUCUCUUACAACUAAAAAUGUAUUGUUGCAUUACUCUAUGAAACAUAACACAAAGAACCUUUAAACAUCUUUAGACUGAAUUUCUAAACAAAGAGGAACAGUAAUAAAUUUAACCGCGUUUUUGGAAAUAAACGUAUUAUAUUAAUAAAUUGUAAACAUUUAAUACGAAGUAAUCACAAGUUAUUUUAUUCUGUACAAGCCAUUACGCCUUUCUUCCCGGAAAUUUAUUGUAUCCUCGGCGCCGUUCUAUCGUGUUACGCUGAACGCCAUCCCUUUCACUCCUACGCAUAAAUGAUUAUCGCAUGCUUUCGAGCAUCAUAUUUAGGUAAACAAUUGAUACAAAUAAUAACUCAAUUCGGCGGGCAGUGUCAGUGCAGCGUGUGACGUCUUGCGCUAAUAAUGUUCUUUUAGUGCGAUUAACUGGUUUUGAAUAAUAAUCUUAAGAUCUAUAAAACGUGUGUUUUUUUUUAAAAUGGCAAGACAAUGCCCAGCUAAAUCUCGCGCAAGAAGAAUGUUAUCCAUGGUUGACGAUGCCAUAAAUCUUCCCUGUAACGGUGAUUUUGAAGAUACAAAAAAAGUCACCAUUUGGAAGAGUGUGGAAGACGUAAACCUCACUGGAACUCAUAGCCCAACUUUACAAUGUCUUUCUCCCAAUUUCGAUUUACAAUCACAUUUAUUGCAAUCUCCUUCUACUAUUUCAUACCAGUCUGCUAUAUUCGAUAAUGUUGACUUUGUAGCUUCUCCAACUUUAGUAUUUAGCACACCUCGUCACCGGAAGCGUAGAUUUGAAGAGAAUCGUGACUCUCGCUCUAUAGAAUAUUAUAAUGUGUGUGAAUCGACAGACCUUAUAACACUAAGUGACACAACGAUGCCACAAGCAACAUCGGAACUACAAGUACCAGAAACGUGUGAAACUACACCCCAAGAAGAAAAUAUACAAUAUAUAACACUGGAAACCGUACGCGAAGAAUUUACAAUAGACCAAAAUAUUUUAUACACAACACCUGUCGAUAAUGAUGACAAUUCAAAUAUUUUGAUUUUACAAUGUGAAAAAACUGCCGUUGAAUCUAAUGGUUACAAUAAUACUUUAAACUUGGAUGCAGAUAUAUUACUUGAAAACCAAUCUACAAUGAUAGAAAAUGUUAACAGCGAAUUUCAUGAUUGCAACCAAACUACAACGAUAGAAAGUGUUCCAUCCAUAUCUGAUGUACUAUUAACCACCAAAGAACUAACUAGGAAAAAAAGGCGAUACGAAGAAAAUUGGGAAAAGGCUAUAUUCGAGGAAUUUUGGAAACUUAGUGAUCACGAGGAUCAGUGGCACUAUAUCUUACGACAUAUAAAUACUAAAGAUAUUAAAAAAAUGCAACUAAUUAGAACAAAAAACAGGACACAAACUAUUAGCUAUUUUUUCAAGAUAAAUGGAACAGAAUCAAUUAACGUUUGCAAAAAUUUUUUUUUGAAUACUCUUAGUAUUAGCGAAAAAACAGUUUACACAGCAAUAGAGAAAGGGAAAACUGAAGAAGUCAAAGAUAACAGGGGUCAGCAUGAAAAUAGACCACGGAAAAUGAGUGUUUCAACCGAGCAAAGUGUUAUUGCACAUAUAAAACAAUUUCCAGUUAAAGAAUCACAUUAUGUCCGAAGAGAUUCUAAGAAGUUAUACUUAGAAGAAACACUGAACAUUUCUAAAAUGUACAGGCUGUAUUCUGAUGAAUGGUUUAAGAGUGCAAAUCAUCCAAAUGAUGUAAAGAUGGCCACCAAACGACAGUAUGAAACUGUAUUUAAUACAAAAUUCAAUUAUUCUUUUCACAAACCUAAAAAAGAUAUGUGCGGCCAAUGUACAUUAUAUCGUCAAGCUGAUGGUGAAAGGAAAGAUCAACUUCAAGAAGUUUACACAAAGCACAUUAGAAACAAGGAAUGUGUUCGUGAACUCAAAACUAAAGAUAAAAUAGAAGUCGAUUCUACAACUACUGUCGUCGCUAUUUAUGAUCUGGAAAAAGUUCUGACGAUUCCUCAAUCAGAGGUAGGAAUCUUUCAUUAUAAGCGAAAGUAUCCUAUAUAUAACUUUACAAUUUACAACUCAUUAAGUGGACGAGGUUACUGCUAUCUUUGGCACUAUCAAGUGGCCAAAAGAGGUGCUAAUGAAAUCGGCAGUUGCGUCCUAAAUUUCAUUGAAACUGAGAGCCAACGUGGCAUCAAAAAUUUUAUAUUUUAUUCUGAUGGUUGUGCUGGGCAGAAUAAAAAUAGGAUUAUCUUUGCUCUUUAUUUAUAUUUGUGUAAAAAGUAUGGAGUUAACAUAAUACAUAGGUACUUUGAAACUGGCCAUAGCCAGUCUGAAGGAGAUUCGAUGCAUUCUCUUAUCGAACGUGCAAAAAAGAACCACACGAUUUAUACUCCUGAGCAAAUGUAUGGCUUAAUCAUGAAUGCCAAGAUCAAUGGUGAAAAAUUUCAUCUUAAGGAAAUGGAACAACAUAAUUUCUUCGAUUUAAAGGAGAUAAUGGACAGAAGACACUGGUUGCGGACAGAUCAAACAAGUGAAAAAGUUAUGUGGACCAAGAUUCACGAAAUCAUGAUUAAUCGAGCGCAUCCAGAUGUUAUUUAUUUAAAGUAUAAUUUUGAUGAUGAAUAUAUUUCUUUAAAUACUGCUCCAAACUCCAGAUCUUCAAGAGGAAGACCCAAAAAGACACUAGUGACUGAUGUUUCAGGAGAUGAACUGAGAAAUCUGUACAGAGAGCCAAUCGCUUUACCAAAACCACUUUACGAUGAUUUGAUGAGUCUCUGCAAAUCUGUAGCAAUUCCGAAAUAUUAUCAUAAUUUUUAUAACAAUUUACAUUGUGUUGAGAACUCUGAAGAAGUUAUCGAUGAUAUUGAAAGCGACGAUUCAAAUUAA